AAUAUAAAGCCCACAUAUAGACGUUUAUAAGUCUGGAGAAUUAGGUUUUAGACCUCAUCGGCCGUCAAACACUCCAUAGCUGAAGCAGAAACCCGCCGAAGAUGGUGAAGGGAAGGCAAGGAGAGAGAGUCAGACUCUACACCAGAGGAACAAUUCUCGGCUACAAGAGGUCGAAGUCGAACCAGUACCCAAACACUUCUUUACUCCAGAUCGAGGGUGUUAAUUCUAAGGAUGAGGUUUCUUGGUACCAAGGGAAACGAUUGGCAUAUAUUUACAAGGCUAAAGUGAAGAAGAAUGGUUCCCAUUAUCGUUGCAUUUGGGGCAAAGUAGCAAGACCUCAUGGUAACAGUGGUAUCGUUAGAGCGAAGUUCAAGUCUAAUCUCCCACCAAAAUCCAUGGGUGACAGGGUCAGAGUAUUCAUGUACCCCAGCAACAUUUGAGGUAACUAGUUUCUUUAUAGGCUGGAAACCUCAAAAUUUUUAUAUUUUCUCAUUCUCUUCCCCCUCAUGUUUGUAUUAAUGCUGUUCAUUAUGAGUUCUGUCUUUUGUGUUAAAGUGCGCUAGUCUAGUUUUCUAACUUCGAUGGUACGAAAUUGGUAGUUGAAUUGCAAUGUUCACCAAUGUGGGUUUGAUGUAUGCCUUCACCAAAUGCCUCAUCAAGUAGGAGGUCUGCUUGCUUUCAAUUAAUCUAGGGAUUUUGAUUAAGUGGUUUUUUUGUUUUAAACAAGAUGGGGAAUGCAGAUUUUGUUCAGAAAUCAAUAAUUCAUUGAAAUUCGACAGAUUAUGUGAAUUGUGACUGCC
Cucumis melo (muskmelon) is the source of this 800-nucleotide messenger RNA. RefSeq names its product 60S ribosomal protein L35a-1. Bases 102 to 440 code for a protein of 112 amino acids. The transcript is spliced from 4 exons. NCBI's taxonomy places the organism in Eukaryota, Viridiplantae, Streptophyta, Magnoliopsida, Cucurbitales, Cucurbitaceae. Gene Ontology annotation, cellular component: cytosolic large ribosomal subunit; ribosome. Gene Ontology annotation, biological process: cytoplasmic translation; ribosomal large subunit biogenesis. Gene Ontology annotation, molecular function: structural constituent of ribosome. The record is from RefSeq and is a predicted model, not a curated record.